AGCGGCCGGGCCGGCGCUUGCGUCCCGCGGGCAUCCCGGCUCCCGGCUCCUGCCUCCCGGCCGCCGCCGCCAUGGAUUACCGAGCGCUGGUGAUGAGCCAGGUCGUGCCCGGGCAGUUCGAUGAUGCGGACUGCUCGGACAGUGAAUCUGCGGAAGACACAGAGACAUGUAAAGAGGGUGAGGUCCCUGAGAGCUGCCAGCUAUGCACGUGUGAAGAAGUUAACGCUGAGGAAGGAGAUGGUGAUGAUGACAACGAUGAUGAAGAGGAAGAUGAAGACUGGGACUGGGAUGAUGAGGUGGGAAGACUCACAAAGCGCCACAAUGCUGCUGGUGGAUGCAAUCCGCAGGCAAAUAGACAGACCCCUAAUUGCUCUUCAGCAAAACUGUCAACCCCUGCAGGCAGUUUAAGAAAAUUUGAACACGUGUUGGACCCAAGGACCCGAAUCAUUCUGUUCAAGAUGCUCUCUAGAGGUAUCAUAUCAGAAAUCAAUGGCUGCAUCAGCACAGGGAAAGAAGCAAAUGUAUAUCAUGCCAGUACUGCAAAUGGAGAGAGCAGAGCAAUAAAGAUUUACAAAACCUCUAUUCUCAUGUUUAAAGAUCGGGAUAAGUAUGUGAGUGGUGAAUUCAGAUUUCGUCAUGGAUACUGCAAAGGCAACCCAAGAAAAAUGGUGAAGACGUGGGCUGAAAAAGAAAUGAGGAAUUUAAUAAGGUUGAAUACAGCUUAGAUACCUUGCCCAGAGCCAAUUAUGCUAAGGAGUCAUGUGCUUGUCAUGGGCUUUAUUGGUAAAGGUGAUAGGCCUGCUCCUCUGCUGAAGAAUGCUCAGUUGUCUGACUCCAAAGUCCGGGAGCUGUACCUACAGAUCAUCCAGUAUAUGAGAAGAAUGUACCAAGAUGCCAGACUUGUUCACGCAGAUCUCAGUGAAUUUAAUAUGCUGUACCACGGAGGGGAUGUGUACAUCAUUGACGUGUCUCAGUCCGUGGAGCACGACCACCCGCAUGCGCUGGAGUUCCUGCGCAAGGAUUGUGCCAACGUUAACGACUUUUUCCAGAAGCACAAUGUUGCAGUGAUGACAGUAAGGGAGCUGUUUGAAUUUAUUACCGAUCCUUCUAUCACAAGUGAGAACAUUGAUGACUACCUGUCUAAGGCAAUGGAAAUAGCAUCGAAAAGAACAGAGGAGGAAAGAUCCAGUCAAGAUAAAGUGGAUGAGGAAGUAUUUAAGAAGGCCUACAUACCUCGAACUCUGACUGAAGUUAAAAAUUAUGAGAGGGAUGUGGACAUAAUGAUGAAGUUGAAAGAAGAGGAUAUGGCAUUGAAUAUUCAGCAAGAUAAUAUUCUCUACCAGACUGUGACAGGACUGAAGAAGGAUUUGUCCGGUGUUCAGAAGAUUCCUGCACUUCUUGAAGAGGCAGACAAUUCAGAAACAGACUCUGAUGAUGAUUAUGAUGAUGAUGGUGGCAUCUCAGAGGACUCUGAUUCAGGCUGUAAAGAAUAUGUACAUCCCAAAGAUAAACCUGCUGAAGUUUGCAUGGACAAAAAGGAAAGGAAAAAGAUGGUUAAAGAAGCCCAAAGAGAAAAGAGAAAAACCAAAAUCCCAAAGCAUGUGAAGAAGAGGAAAGAAAAGACUGCAAAAAUGAAGAAAGGCAAAUAAAAUCAGCUUUGGCUCAGAGAAAGGGAUGAUGUGUUGUGGAUUAGUCAGACCAUCAUUUUUUCUUUAUUAAAAAAAUUAAAGAUCCUUUAUUUAUAUACUUACACAGUAUAAACUGUGAGGGUGGUUUUGUUAAUAACAUGGUAUAAUUGUUUGAACAGAGUGUGUCACAUGUU
Poecile atricapillus (Black-capped chickadee) is the source of this 1822-nucleotide messenger RNA. It is a transcript of the gene RIOK1, whose product is annotated as RIO kinase 1. Gene Ontology annotation, biological process: maturation of SSU-rRNA. Lineage: Eukaryota; Metazoa; Chordata; Aves; Passeriformes; Paridae. Gene Ontology annotation, molecular function: protein serine/threonine kinase activity; ATP binding. The record is from RefSeq and is a predicted model, not a curated record. Gene Ontology annotation, cellular component: preribosome, small subunit precursor; cytosol.